Molecule: messenger RNA, 748 nt
Organism: Trichomycterus rosablanca
Lineage: Eukaryota; Metazoa; Chordata; Actinopteri; Siluriformes; Trichomycteridae
Gene: cbx1b
Product: chromobox homolog 1b (HP1 beta homolog Drosophila)
Exons: 5
Coding region: 1-624 (207 amino acids)
Biological process (GO): negative regulation of transcription by RNA polymerase II; chromatin organization
Cellular component (GO): pericentric heterochromatin; nucleus
Molecular function (GO): chromatin binding
Source: RefSeq, a predicted model, not a curated record
AUGAGCCAAACAUCAGAGACGCCAGUCGAGGUUUCAGUUGUGACAGAAGCUCCUCCUGCGCAGACUGAAGCCAAGCAGCCAGCAGGAGGAAAGAAACAAAAUAAGAAGAAAGUGGAAAAGGUGGUGGAAGAAGAGGAGGAAGAGUAUGUUGUGGAGAAGGUCCUGGACCGACGUGUUGUGAAGGGAAGAGUAGAGUAUCUCCUCAAGUGGAAAGGCUUUUCAGAUGAGGACAACACUUGGGAGCCAGAGGAAAACUUGGACUGCCCAGAUCUCAUUGCAGAAUACCUUCAGUCCCAGAGAACCGCUAAUGAGACUGGGGUCAAACGGCGCCCUGAAGGAGACGGAGAUGGAAAGGAGACCCAGCCGAAAAAGCGCAAGGAUGAACCAGAGAAACUGAGAGGCUUUGCCCGUGGCUUGGAUCCCGAGAGGAUUAUUGGUGCAACAGACUCAAGCGGAGAGCUUAUGUUCCUCAUGAAAUGGAAAAACUCUGAUGAGGCAGAUCUCGUUCCAGCCAAGGAGGCAAAUGUGAAGUGUCCACAGGUGGUCAUUUCUUUCUAUGAAGAGCGACUCACCUGGCAUUCUUACCCCACUGACGAGGAGGAGAAGAAGGAUGAGAAAAACUAGGCAAAUGAUUGGGAUCUAUUGGGAAAAUGAACUGUAAACGACAGCUAUUCAAAUCCAAACCUCUGUUUUAUUUUCUAAAAAGGCGUAAAUGAAGGUUUACAUGAUUCACUCCAAUCCCAACUCA